Molecule: messenger RNA, 3198 nt
Organism: Pyricularia grisea
Lineage: Eukaryota; Fungi; Ascomycota; Sordariomycetes; Magnaporthales; Pyriculariaceae
Exons: 5
Coding region: 1-3198 (1065 amino acids)
Biological process (GO): DNA replication initiation
Cellular component (GO): DNA replication preinitiation complex
Source: RefSeq, a predicted model, not a curated record
AUGUCCUCUUCCAAACAACCUUCCAGUGAUUUGCGUCCUCCAUCACAGCAAAGACGGACCUCCCUGGCAAAGGGAAGCCACCCCACACCUACGGCGGUCACUUGGAAGGCUUCGAACGAUUCAGUGCCAUUCUUCACUGCGAAAUCAACACGAGAUCCCGAAGCAGCUCGUCAGGUUGACACCUCGACGGACCAAGGCACCAAUGCUACCACGGAGGCGACCCAGAAAGCCCCUGGCCUGGCCAUGGAGGACUUACUGAGGCCUAGCAUCUCGAUCAAGCCUCAUCCUCCCAAUCUUCAAACAAAGCGUGUGCAGCUGCAGCCGCUUAUGCUGCUCCCUCGAGAAUGCCUCUCUUUGGCAUACAUCGACCUGGCUGCUCCUUACGGCGAGCUUCCUGCCUGCCGGUUUUUCGAGUCACGUAUACGUAUCAUGGAGUUGGAAAGUCGCCUUGGCUCGAGUGUACUUGUGGCUCGUUCGGAGUCGGGUAAACAUAGCGCAUAUGCAAUCGAGCGGCAUACGAAUGGUCAUUAUGUGGUUUGCAGGCUGGGGGACUGGGUACAUCUGGAUGAGCUGGCCCAGCAAGCUACUGUAUGCUGCCGAGAACGCUUGGGCACGACAGGUCUUGUAUCAAAGACACCCGCCGUUGUAGCAAAGCCAGCUACACCAACGCUCCACGUUCCCCAGCUGUACAAGGCGAGCAAUCGAAAACGACAAGCAAUCGAGGAUCUACAGUCACUUUGCAGGAAACGACCAAGGUCGCCAUCGGUAGCAGGGCCCUCAUCACAGGAACAAGCUACAGCUUGCCAGCUACCGACGCCUAUCGAUGAUGGUCUAUAUGAGACACAUGAGCAUGGAUAUGCUGCUACUUCCCAGCCUUCUGAACCUGCUUCAAAGGAAGUCUCGCAGCUGGCAAACCCCAGGCCGCAGGUUUCUGAACUCCCAGUCACCACAGAUGCAGCCCAGACAGCCGAAGAAAUAUUUGCCAACAUCAGGAACCAUUAUUUUGAGGCUCUCUAUCAUUCCAAGGGAAACCUCGCCUACUUUCCCAAAGGGCCUUUGUCCAGAGCAAGAGCGGCCUUCAACCUGAACAUUGAUGGCAUUCUCGAGAUGUCGGACUUGAUUGAUUUUCUCAAGAGUAUGGUAUUAACUACAGUUUCUAUCGACAAAAAGUAUCUAAGUACCAUACCAAAUAUGCUUGAUCAGAUGAAGAGACUCGUGGACAGCUCAGAUGACGGGGGUGAGAAGGUCAGGAAGAAGAAAUCCAAAAAGUUCAAGCUUGGCAAGAAUGGGCUCUAUAGUAACGAAGAUGAAGACGUGAGGAAGUGGUGGAGUGCGACGAAACCUGAACUCAAGGACGAUGAAGUUUCGGUUCAGCCGCAGCACAUGCGUUAUCACAUAUCGUGCUUGAGGAGAAGGGAGACACUGCUACAAAUGAUUUUGAUCAUGGAGAUACUAGCACUCGAGGCGGCGCGGCCCCCUGAGAAUCCCGCCGAUGUUCAGCUUCCUGGUCUUGACACAGUGCCUACGGCGGUGGUGGCGGAGACUGGCGGGCAUAAGAAAAAAAGGAACAAGCACAACUAUCCUGUGCUUCUCGACGUACACGCCGACCGCUUAUGCAUUUGGGAGUCGAUCACUCUGGAUGAGGUGAAAGCCUUAGCGGAAUCACAGACACACGAAGACGAAGCAGAAGUGUCUGAUAAGCCCUUGAGAGACUUUUGCACCGACAUCAUUGUUCCAUUCUUUUCCGCACGGUUACCUGAAGUCUGUGAAAAUUUGAACCGCAAACUCGGUGGUCCGGUGAAACAGUCUCCACGAAAACAAAGGCGCGAGAAGCCAAUUCCUUCCUCAAGUACCAAGGUGAAAAUGGGCAGCAAACCGGGUGCCGUGACUAAGAGACCUGGCACUGCAAAGUCUGCUACUUCAAAGUCUUCUGCACGGAGCUUGGAGCGUGUACUUUCCAACGACAAACUCCGCCGUAGCGUCUCCAGGGGGCCUUCAGAUGCUCUAGCACACCUGCGACAUGCAACGGUUGCACACGUCCCUGGGCUUAAACGGGAGGCAAGCGAGUCCAGAUCUUUUAGCGAAACCAGGUCAUUGAAAGAUGCGGUUGACUCGCUCGAAGAUGACCCGUCCUCUGCCACUGCAGGCUCAAAGGAGAAGCAGGCGCCGAAAUUGAUGCACUCAAGAAGUUCUAGCUUUGCAAACGCCGACGACGCAAGGGCGAAGAAGAAGGCUAUGGUUGAUGCCGAGCUUAGGAACGCAAUAUCGGCUCUCAAAAAGCCAAACCGCCUGCUUGCAGGCAAAGUCAUGGUUGAGGAGACUGAGAAGCGUCUGUUCGGAGGACCUACAUAUGUCUCGAAUACCCGGAAGCUAGCUAGAAGUCCCGUGAACCAUGUUCAGGUCAAGGCGACACCCGCAAACGCCAGGUUCAAGGAUGUGCUUGAUGUAGUAGACGAAGGCGCAUUGCAAUAUGGCAAGGGUUUUAAGCUUGCUCGUGGUCGUUCGGUAACGCAGCCAGCGGCAGCGAUGGCGUCACUCUUGGAAGAACCGGCCCAGGUUGGUGCAACACCCCGCCAUGUGGCCAACACACCAUCGCCGCGCCAGGCCUCAAGACAGCGGGAUGCCGUACCAAAUUCAUCUCCAUUACAGGCAAGGAAAGUCGCACCGCGACCACAAACAGAAGAAUCAUCUCAGUGGUGGCAAAAGACCAAAUCGCAGCCUGUUCCUUUCUCCCGGGACUUGUUGCAACCCCCUGGCGUGGCAGAUCUUGUGCCAGCGUCCUCGCCACACCAGUCCAUGUUUACCGCUCCGGGUGUUUCGGCUGAGCAUGAAGAUCCUUUAGUGGUAGCCAUUGCUACCACGCCAUCAGGCAAGAGCCGGACAUCGACUGUACAAUGGCAACAGCCUCGGUCGGCGUCUUUACUGGAAACACCUGUGAAGAAGGCUCGGAAUAACGUGAUAGCGGAAUCCCCAUCUCCAUGCCAACCUGCUCUAUUGAUGUCGGGUACUAGAGCUGGGAUCAAGCCUCAUCAGCCAGCUCACCUGGUCUUCCUAUCACCAGUCGGAAGACGUACUUCUGCGGAUGAUAGUGCCGGUCUUGUAAAAGAACCUGAAAGGCCUCAGGGUGGAGGCUCUACCAAACCAAAAUCCAUAUAUCAGCAGUUGGGCUGGGACGACGACUUGGAUGAACUUUUAUGA